AUGGAAGGAAAGCAUCCUAAACCUGCAAGAGGUGAAGAUGAAAUACAGAAAUGGGUUAGAUAUGACUACAUGAUCAAAUCUUGGCUGCUUGUAACUAUGAAGUCUGAGAUAGCUGGAAGUCUAGUGACUAUGCAGUCAACAAAAAGUCUUUGGGAAGAGAUUCUGGAAAGUGUGAGUGAUAACUAUUGUAAGCUGAAAGGUUUAUGGGAUCAGAUAUCUGAACUUGAAGGAAUGCCUGAAUGUUUGUGUGGUGCCAUAGCCAAAUGCACUUGCAACAUUGCAAAGAAAAUGCUUGAUCUACAAGCAACUGUCAGAUUGAUUAAGUUGUUGAUGGGAAUUAACUCAGGGUAUGACCAGCAGAAAACCAAUUUCUUGAGUAGAGAACCACUCAUGCAUGUCAAUAGGGCAUACAACCUAGUUCUCCAGAAGAAAGAUUACAACAAAAUGAGGCUUGAGAAGAUAGAGAAGGAUGUAAAGAAGUGUGAUUACUAUGGAAUGAAGGGACAUUUGAGGGAUGAAUUCUUAAAGAUAAUGAGAUAUCCUGAUUGGUUUAAGAAUAUCCCAAAGGGAAAGAGAAAUGCAGGAAACUACAAGCAAGCUGCAAAUUUCGUACACAGAAUAGAUGAAGUGAUGAGAGCAAUGAAGGAUAAUCAAGGUGGAGUUGGAAACAACAACAUCAACUUUGCAGUUGGUAAAUUAGUGGAGAAAGGAGAAUUUAAGUUAUUGUUUGAUAAGAAUGGAUUCAUCUUACAGGGCCCUUCCAUUGAGAAGAGUGAGGUGAUUGGAAGGAAUGAGAAUGAUCUGUACAGGCUGAUCAAGUAUGGUGAUUAUGGGAAUAAUUUUGGGAAAAUGUCUAUGGAUGAUGGACAAGAAAGAGAAGAAAAGAGAAAUGAAUGUAAUAAUGGUUUGACGGAAUAUUAUUGUGACACUUGCUCUGUUGCUAAGCAUCAUAAACUUCCUUUUUUUCCUAGUAAAACUAUUGCAGAGAAUGUAUUUGAUUUGAUCCAUGUUGGUCUUUGGGGGCCUUACAGAACUAAGACUUUGACAGGUGCCUCUUAUUUCCUAACCAUAGUUGAUGAUCACAACAGGGUUACUUGGACACAUUUUUUGUCCAACAAAGAGCAAGUGAAAGGAACUUUACUUGCAUUCUUUUCCCUUAUUGAAAAUCAUUUUGGCACUAAAAAAGUGAAAACUUUAAGAAGUCACAAUGGUACUGAGAUAUUUCAGCAGGAAUAUGGGAAGAUCUUUGCUGAUAGAGGGAUAUGUCAUCAAAGAAGUGUAGCAGGAUUACCUCAACAGAAUGCAAGGGUGGAAAGAAAGUAUAUAUUUCUUCUUGAGACAACUAGGGCUUUAAAAAUCCAUGCAGGGAUGUCUAGCUAUCUUUGGGGUGAAUGUAUUUUUUUUUUGUUAAAUGGUAAACUUGUAUUAACAAAGCAUCCAAAACCAAACACCAUAGGCUAG
This is a messenger RNA of Spinacia oleracea (spinach), 1461 nucleotides long. RefSeq lists its product as uncharacterized. The record is from RefSeq and is a predicted model, not a curated record. The coding region runs from base 1 to 1461 and encodes 486 amino acids. Gene Ontology annotation, biological process: DNA integration. The transcript is spliced from 6 exons. NCBI's taxonomy places the organism in Eukaryota, Viridiplantae, Streptophyta, Magnoliopsida, Caryophyllales, Amaranthaceae. Gene Ontology annotation, molecular function: nucleic acid binding.